GUUUUUUUCGUCAGAGGGUGUGCUGAGGCAUACCACUUCAUAUUGUUUUCAGCCAACUUGGUGUUAUGUCGUUUAAAGUGGUUUUCCUUGUUUUUUUAGUACAUGUUGGAUUAUUUCGAAUUGGCAAUGGUGGUCCGGUAAAAAACUUAUUAAAGGAUUUUUCCCACUGCCAAGCUCGUGAACGUCACUAUGCUUACAGUCACUUGUGUUUCUUGUCAUGUGAAAGCGAUGGGUACUGCCCAGACCAGAGUGAAUGUCUUUGCGAUAAUCGGUGUGGUAUGAGUUGCAUAAAUCAUGACAGGAUAUCUUACUGCGACCCCAUUCCUUUCCCAGACAACGGUUUUGCUAUCUUGAAAAUUGUUGGACAUGAUGAUAUAUUUGCAAUUAGCCAUGGCGCUGAGCUUGACUUCUACUGCAACAUGGGUUACGUGCUGGUUGGUCAGCAGCGACUCUCGUGUAUGGCAUGUGGCGUAUGGGACAAUCCGCCUCCUAUUUGUAUUAAUAUAUUAAGUGAAGACCAUUGUGGCAACCCACCCUCCCUACAAGACGCCACUGUAACCAUGUGUGAGGAUUGUGUAGAAGAACCGAUCGCUACUUACACCUGCAACAGCGGGUUCUUUCUCUUGGGAAAUGGGUCUGUAAAAUGCAACAAUGGUAUCUGGGAGAGCUUGGAUGCAAUGUGUUUAAAAAAAUGCUGUAGCCUUCCUAACAUUCCAGAACCUUCUUUAAUAGAGUUUAAUGACCUGUGUUCUGAAACCGAACUUAAUUUUACUUGUUCAGAAGGAUAUGUAUUAGAUGGAGAAUCUCAAAUAUCUUGUCGACCUCAUGACAUGACUUGGAGUGACAGUCCUCCGCGGUGUGUACCAAAACAAUGCGAUGCGUUACAACUGGGAGUAAACUUGCACACGAAUACAGAUGAGCGCAUCGUCGGGACAUUAGUUACGUUCAGGUGUAGCGAAGGAUGUAUAUUAAUAGGAUCAGCCAACACAGUGUGUUUACCUAACUGCUCUUGGUCGGAUGGCGUACCUGAAUGCCAAGCUAUAACAUGUGCUGCACCUGAAGUUUCAUCAAAAAAUCUGUUCAUUCACCCGGUUGUGAAAAGUGUGUAUUUUUACGGAGAGAUGGUAACUUACGGAUGCCGCAGUAGGUUCAACAACAUUGUUGGUGACGGAUCUCGAAUGUGUUUACACUCUGGAAAGUUUUCAGGAAAAGAACCGACGUGCCAUGCACGAUGUAACAUGAAUAAAGUGAGUGUUGUGCAGAACGGUGUCAUUGUGCGAUCGUCUGAACACUAUUACUUUCAUGGCGGCUGGAUUGAAGUUUACUGUCGCUCAACUUACCGUCUUGUGGGAGCUAGCUAUUUUGAAUGUAAAGAUGGAAGCUGGAGUAGUGAUUUGGACCCAGUAUGCCUUAAAGAUGCAUCCAAUGACUUUGUGUUCCCAGUGGUCGUUUAUGGUUAUACUAUUAACCAAGUUGCAACCGUGGUUCAAGGGUCAACUGUCAUUGUGGACUGUAUUUUCUUGUCCAGAUCACGUCGCCCAAGUUGGAUCAUCGAUCCUCGAGGAUCCAAAAAGAGGCAAAUCCCUGGCAUGUUACAUCCACCUGGUAAUGUAUAUCGGAUAGAGUUAAAAAAACGUCCGAGAUCAAGACUCUGGGACGUAUGUCUGCCUGACACCAUUUGAUUCAAAUCGAGGCAAAGUUCACAUCGAAGUCAUCCG
Anneissia japonica is the source of this 1718-nucleotide messenger RNA. RefSeq names its product sushi, von Willebrand factor type A, EGF and pentraxin domain-containing protein 1-like. The coding region runs from base 66 to 1682 and encodes 538 amino acids. NCBI's taxonomy places the organism in Eukaryota, Metazoa, Echinodermata, Crinoidea, Comatulida, Comatulidae. The record is from RefSeq and is a predicted model, not a curated record. The transcript has 10 exons.